GAUGUAAACAAACGUUGGUGGAGCGAGAUGGUGCGACGCGCCUGCUGCUGCUGCUGUCUGGUCUCCAACACACCUGCACAUUACUUGAAGUUAUUCACUUGUGCUCACUAUACAAGUCAUACACAAUGGUGAAACUCACACCUGAGCUCAUUAUCCAGUCGGCGCAACACAUCAACCCACUCCGGGAUAGAGAACUUAUCCUCAGAGGCUAUAAAAUUCCUGUUAUUGAGAAUCUUGGUGCGACGCUGGAUCAGUUUGAUACCAUUGACUUCAGUGACAAUGAUAUCAGGAAGCUUGACGGUUUUCCGCUCUUAAAGAGACUCAAAACUUUGCUUCUAAAUAAUAACAGAAUUGUUCGAAUUUCAGAAACACUAGCAGAGACAGUGCCUAACCUCCAGUGUGUGUACCUGACUAAUAAUCUGGUACAGGAGUUGGCAGAUCUGGACAACUUGGCAGGACUGAAGAGACUGGAGUUCUUGUCCCUGCUGGGUAACCCCGUAACCACUCGUGACCACUACCGUCUCUAUGUCAUCAACAAGCUUCCACAGGUUCGUGUGGUUGACUUCCGCCGGGUGCGGCUCCGGGAAAGAGAAAUGGCCAAAAAGCUUUUCAAAAGCAAACUUGGGAAGGAGAUCCAAAAGGAAGCGAAGAAAGCCAGAACGUUUCUGCCUGGUGCUGGUGGCAUCUUGGACUCCCGGCCUACUUUGGGUCAAAUGACAGCAGAGGAUCAAGCUGCCAUCCGUCAAGCUAUAGCUAAUGCUCGCUCAAUGGAGGAAGUGGAGAGGCUUCAGCACAUGCUUCGCACUGGCAACAUACCGAGCCGAUCACAAGCUGGAAAGCGCCGGCACAAUGACGAGGAGGAUGACAACUGAACCAUUUUCAUCAGUACAAGAAAAUAAAAGUAUUUUCGGCAUUUGAAAGAUUUUCAUCUGUUUGUCUUAAACUUAAGAAUAUAAAUAUUUCAGCUAUUUUUUUUUCUAUGUUUGACUAGUUAAUGUGGUAAGUACACUUGUUUUCUUCAAUAUAAUACUGCAAUAAUGGGCCGAUAUCAAUGAUACACGCAAUGAUAAGAACAGAUACUGUACUGGUAAUUGCUGUAUUUAUUGACUCCUUGUUUGUAUUAAUACAGUUUGUAUGCAUCUUUCAAGAGUAAAUUCUAGAUAAUUUUUUUGUUUCAAAUUAAAUGGUUGAGAAGUGAAGUGCAAACGAUUUUCAUAUUCAUAAAUUAUUACAAAAAAUAAAAACAAAACGAACCUGC
Molecule: messenger RNA, 1258 nt
Organism: Procambarus clarkii (red swamp crayfish)
Lineage: Eukaryota; Metazoa; Arthropoda; Malacostraca; Decapoda; Cambaridae
Gene: U2A
Product: small nuclear ribonucleoprotein polypeptide A'-like U2A
Biological process (GO): mRNA splicing, via spliceosome
Cellular component (GO): U2 snRNP
Molecular function (GO): U2 snRNA binding; protein binding
Source: RefSeq, a predicted model, not a curated record